Lobosporangium transversale is the source of this 450-nucleotide messenger RNA. RefSeq lists its product as hypothetical. The transcript has 3 exons. Bases 1 to 450 code for a protein of 149 amino acids. NCBI's taxonomy places the organism in Eukaryota, Fungi, Mortierellomycota, Mortierellomycetes, Mortierellales, Mortierellaceae. The record is from RefSeq and is a predicted model, not a curated record.
AUGACGUUCCUUGUCCUGCUAUGCAGAUCAACAGACGAAAUCUGCAUUGUAGUUGUUUCUAACGGCGGGAAUAUCUUAAAAGAAAGAGUAUCAAGAAUACAAACACCAGAGCCAUUAUCUCAUUGUCCCAGUGAAGGCGAUGGUCCGCAAUCCAAGGUCUUUGUCGAAUUGCUCAUCAGGAUCGACCAAGUUGAUGAUGUGAGAAAUGUGCAUGUGCUACCCCGCAUUCUCGUUUGUCAAUUGAGUGCUGCAGUUUUACACAAUGCAUCUCGGAAGAGAAUAAAAAGCAUUGUGAAAAUCCUUGUCGAAUGUUCAUGCUCAACUUUUUUGUUCAUUCAAAAUAGCUCUUGCAGUGAGAUGCAGGAACAGAGAUGGACAUCUCCCUUCACAGCCGAUGAGCACUUCAGUGCUGCAUAUCGACCUCUGUCCUCAGGAAAUGGCGUAGAUUAG